GGAGUUCACUUAAUUCGACAGAUUGCCUCUUGGUGGCGCUUGUACUAGGUACUGCAUGCUGUGGCUGUGUACACAAUUCAAGCUAAGAAAUGUGUAAUCAGCACUAGGUCUAACCGGAAAACGAACCCACCCACAUCAACAUGUCAGAACGAAAGGUACGCUUUGCAGAGGGGGACGCGGCAGCAAAGGCAGCCGGCGAUGUCGACCCAGCCAGUGACAAAGGUUGGAAUCGAACCUUCAGCAAGAAACACACACUGGACAGUGAUGAAGAAGAUGAUGUAAAGGAGGAGGCCCGAUAUGAGCUACAAAACGACGAAGUCGAGGGAGUGGAGGAUGCAACUCUUAUCUCUGACGGGGGUAUCCGUAUCACACCCUUCAACCUGACGGAAGAGAUGGAAGAAGGAAGAUUUGACGCCCACGGCAACUACUAUGAGAAGAAAGACAAAGAUGUCCACGAUAACUGGUUGGACAACAUCGACUGGAUGCGAUACUCGGAGAAAGGCACGGAGGAGAAAGCUGAAGAUGAUGACUUCAUCGCUGAUAGUCCGGAACUGGAGCCGAGCAGACCCGAAAUCAAAAUCCUCGCAGACAUUGUCGGUUUCUUGAAACCGGGAGAAACCAUCACCAGGGCAGUCAGAAGGCUCGGUGGGGGGAAGAAGACCAAAGGAGUGCCAGCUACAAGGAAGUGGGGACCCAAGAAAGCCAAGACGGAGGCGGAGGACGGGAACGAUGCACAAGGAGUCGACAAGGAAAGCAUGCUGAAACUGACUGAGUUUGUGGAUGAGUUAGUCGCGAGUGGCAACUACGAGGCCUACCAGUACACCUAUGAGAAAAUAACCCAUCUGCUGAAGGAGGAGGAGGGGCGGAGCAAGAAGGAGGAGGAUGUCUUUGAUAUGUUCGGGGAUGAGCCAGCGAAGGAGAAGAUAGCCACUGCCAGUAAAACAGAAAGCAAGGACACCAACGGUUCAGGGAACCAGCCAACCACUAGUACAAACCCAGCCACCGAUUUGGACCCAGAUAAAACCUACUGGGAGUAUAAAUGGGAGAACAAAGAUGACGCAGACAAGUACGGCCCGUUUGAGAGCUCCCAGAUGCAGGAUUGGGUGGAUCAGGAUUUCUUCGCCGACGGCGUGUGGGUCCGGAAAGUUGGGUCGGCUGGCCAGUUUUAUCAGUCCAAGAGAAUCGACUUUGAUUUGUACACUUGAAGUAUUAGCGAUGAUCAGAACUUUAUUUUCCAUCUGUGAAUGGACGAGCAUUCAUAUCCACUGCCGUGCCGAAAUUAUCACCCCCACUUCCAAAUUCUGUAAAAACUGAUUUUAAUUUUGAAUUGGCUGGAGCAGGAUUUGAACCUUUGCAAACUUUGGCUGAAUUUCCAACAAAAAGAAGCUGGAAAUGUUCAUUUCCUUAAUUUAAGAGGUUUCUGGGAAGUUGUGGUUAAGCACUAAGCAUUGCCAGCAGUCUUACUGUUGCAUUAAUCAAGAGGGACAAUUUUACUUGAAAUUAUUUUAUUUUUAGUUUUAUGGACACGUUCAAUUUUAGCUUGUAAAACGUACACUAGUACUGGAAUCUUGUUUUGCUCAACAAACAAUGGGAACUACGGUCAAACUCAUCGUUCGAAUGGUUUCAAAAGUGGAUUAAAAAAAAGAUGAUUUCCAAAUAAGUGGCUUAUAAAGGAUAAAUUUCAAGUAACUGUCAAAGGAAAGGCUCAACAGUGCUAAGCCAUAUUUGGAAAUAUUUUUUGGACUACACCAAUUGCCACAAAAGUAGGCAGAGAGCCAGUUGAUUUUUGUUGAAAAGGAAUUUGUCAAUAUCAAGUAAUUUAUUUCUUUCAUUAACUUUGAAUAAGCCACAAUACAUGUAUUUUUCCCUUGAACAGAGUAAGGAUAUAGUUACAGGGUUGGUUUGAUUUGUUCUCAGUGUUUCACUUUAUUUCUUGAAAGGAAAUUAAAUAAAUUCCUUUACACAAGGGCUUCAAAUUCUAUGUACACAAGUUUGAAGAAAGCACAGUAGUUUCCCGUACCACAGAUACAUGUAGAUUCUCGCCUCUUUAUUUGUACAUAAUAACCGGGAGACAAUGAAAUUUUGAGUUAAACAAUUUUUGAAGAAUGUGCCCAUAUUAAAGCAUGUUUUAAGAAAAAUCAA
Molecule: messenger RNA, 2142 nt
Organism: Patiria miniata (bat star)
Lineage: Eukaryota; Metazoa; Echinodermata; Asteroidea; Valvatida; Asterinidae
Gene: cd2bp2
Product: CD2 antigen cytoplasmic tail-binding protein 2-like
Exons: 4
Coding region: 141-1205 (354 amino acids)
Cellular component (GO): U5 snRNP
Molecular function (GO): protein binding
Source: RefSeq, a predicted model, not a curated record